This is a messenger RNA of Astyanax mexicanus (Mexican tetra), 4710 nucleotides long. RefSeq names its product poly (ADP-ribose) glycohydrolase, like (gene pargl). Bases 335 to 2398 code for a protein of 687 amino acids. The transcript has 16 exons. Gene Ontology annotation, molecular function: poly(ADP-ribose) glycohydrolase activity. Lineage: Eukaryota; Metazoa; Chordata; Actinopteri; Characiformes; Acestrorhamphidae. Gene Ontology annotation, biological process: regulation of DNA repair; ATP generation from poly-ADP-D-ribose; nucleotide-sugar metabolic process. The record is from RefSeq and is a predicted model, not a curated record. Gene Ontology annotation, cellular component: nucleus; cytoplasm.
GAAUGACAUGCAGCUGCUUAAGGAAAACACAGUACAGUAGUUAGCCUCGAGGCUAACACGAAACUACUAGUUUCGAAAUGAGUAUUUAUCUAGCUAAUUAAUAAGACGUUGGUCUCAGAGGAACGAUAAGAAGGUUCACAUGAUCUCUGAGGAGCAUUUGUGCUCUGAUAGUGAUUGACUGAGUUUCUGUCAGUAUUUGGUUUCUGGGUAAAAUCAGCUCCUCCUGUUUUUAUUACACUCCUUUACUUUCACAUUCGGUUAUAAUGCAGUUCAGCUCUGCUCGCUGUUCAGAACAGGCUGAUACCCGCGGGUUCCUCACACAGAUGAAGAUAAAAUGAAUCCUAAGAAUGACAGUUCCCAAAUGAAGCAAAUCCUGAAUCCUGACUUGAAUUCUGAAAGCAGCUCAAAGAGAACUGACCAGAACAUAGACCAGACCCAGAAGAAAGUGAACUCAAAAGAAGCUGAAGGGAAAGGAUCGACCUCGAAAGUAGAAAAUCUGAAACUCGACGCUCUGAAAAUAACAAACUCAGAAGGAGCUGCUGGUAAAGGAGGAGACGGGUCGCCCCAAGGUGGAGAAAGCUCAAAAGUACCAAACCCGCAAAAAGUGAACUCAAAAGCACCUGACCAAAAAGGAUCUGAUCAGAAAGGACCUAAACAGAAAGGACCUGAUAACAAAAAAGCUGAUCAGAAAGAACCUGAUCACAAAAAAGCUGAUCAGAAAGAAACUGCAAUGGGUUCAACUGAAGGGCGUCCACUAGGCUCAAAAAGUUCAGACUCAAACACAACAGCCUCGCCUGGAACCAGCUCAAACGGCGCGCCACCAAACUCACAAUCAGUAAAACGCAAGCUCAGUCAGACCUCGUACGAUGAAGCCGCGGGCUGGGGGUCACCCCCCAACACUGGAGAGAAGCUGAAGAGAGAGCCAGAGUGCCACAUGGACCCGGACAAGCUGGAGCCGAACCGUGAUCACACUGUGCUUAUAGAUAUAAACGAGUCUCGUGAUGACAGAUUUGUUCCAUAUAAGGGUCAACCACAUGCUUGGGACAACCUACACGUGAAAUUACCCACAGAUUUUCCAAAGACUGGACCCAAGUCUCGUUGGGACGCGACAGUGAAUGCCUUAAAUUCUCUUAAGAAGAAAGCAUCCAUAAAAGAUGUAGCGAUGGCCAUUAUGUCUUACAAUCAAUCAUACCAAAGAGAAUGGAAGUUUCAUGCCCUUGAGACCUAUGUUGAGCAAGUAAACAAGCGUGAGAACAACUUUUCCAUCUUAAUCCCAAAGAUGGCAGAACUGGCAGUGCGGCUGCCGCAUGUCAUCCAACACGCCAUUCCACUACUGAAACAGAACCGCAGCCACGCCAUAACUCUGUCCCAGGGCCAGAUCUCCUGCCUGUUGGCCAACGCCUUCUUCUGCACCUUCCCUCAUCGCAACAGCACCAAGCCCCACAGCGAAUAUUCCAAUUUUCCCACCAUCAACUUCAGCAAUCUGUUCGGUGAACCGUCUCCACGGAAGAUAGAGAAGCUGAGAGCCCUGUUCCAUUACUUCAACACUGUAACCAAUGAAGAAACAAGACCCAGAGGACUGGUGACCUUUGAAAGAAUCUGCAUUCCACCAAAGGAACUUCCCAACUGGCAAAAGAAAACAGAGAUUUUGACCCACCUUCAGGUCUUUUCUGAAGGCUUCAUUGAGACAGAGGGUAAAGGCUUGCUGCAGGUGGAUUUUGCAGCCAAGUACGUAGGUGGAGGGGUGCUGGGUAACGGACUUGUCCAAGAAGAGAUCCGCUUCCUCAUGUGCCCUGAACUGAUCGUGGCCAGGCUCUUCACUGAGAAACUGGGCGACAAUGAGUGCCUGAAGAUCACAGGUGCCCAGACUUAUAGCGUCAGCUCUGGCUACAGUGAUACCUUUAAAUGGCUCGGUCCAUAUGAGGAUGAUACCAAAAGGGACAAGUGGAAAAGGCGCUUGUGUCAGAUUGUUGCCAUCGAUGCUUUGAACUUCCAUAACCCCAAGGAUCAGUACACGAAAGAAAAUAUACAGCGAGAACUCAACAAGGCCUAUGUUGGCUUUAGGCCAGAUCCAUCUGUUCCCCUUGAAUACACUCCUGAUAUUGCAACUGGAAACUGGGGAUGUGGAGCUUUUAAAGGUGAUCCAGAGCUCAAAGCUCUGAUUCAGAUGAUGGCUGCAGCUGUUGCUGGAAGAAGCCUGGCGUUCUUCACUUUUAGGAACAGUGCCCAGGCACGAGAGCUACGGCAAAUACACAAAUUACUGAAGACCAAACGAGUCAGCGUGGGUCGUCUGUACACACUGCUGGUGCGCUACUGUGAGGAGAAACAGCAUUAUAAGUCAAAGAGUGUGUUUGAGUUCAUCCAGGAUAAGACUGGGUCUGCCUCUAGUCAUCUGUGAAAGGUGAACGUAGACGUUCUGAGGAUCUCGGGAGGAAAACGUUGGAGAGACAGAUGCACUUCAUUUAUCUUCAGAUGCUGGAAGAAACUGGAAUGAAGGAAUUGAAUAAUCGUUUGGUUUCAGGGUUUUGUGUUAUAUCUGCAAUAUAAUUGGAAACUGAAUUCGUUUGCCUAUAGUGUUGCACUUUAUAUAAUGAUUGUAAAUUAGGUGUUUAUUUUUUUUAUGUGGUAUUAUCGUUAUGAUAUGCAAAUUGUGAUAACAGUACUCAAAUUGCCAAAAUUGUAGAUGUAGAGAUUGGGGUUGGGCGGUAUUCAUGUUUUUUUAUAAUCUGAAAAAUGACUGUGGUACAGGGUAUUAAUGAGGGUAGUUUCGCUUAGUUUUAACUUACAGAUGCUGUAAUUUCUGUAAUUGUAAGUUCCUAGUAGGAAACUGGUAGGAAGAGCUUCACCAACCCUGAGGUCAGAAUCCAAGAUGGCUGCCCUUCUCAUCAACAGCAGUGAAAACAGGAGUUUUAUACAGUUCAUUAUCCAUUCUUUAUGUUUGUGUCACAUUGAAUCAGUCCUUCACACAGAACCGUACAACUGUAAUAUAUUUUUAUUAGCUAGUAAAUAAGCUGUACCUGUCGUUAUCGCUACCUGGUGAAUAUAUUUAGUUCAUCUGUUAGUGAUACUACCUUUUCCGGUGGGUUAAAUGGGCCUAGAGCUGCAACAGCCUGGUAAUGACACUCUUCUUGACAGAACUGCUUUAAAAUUGAAUGUACUUUUUGGUUUUAUAGCAUUAAAUGUCUGCUUAAAGGGGACAUAUUAAGAAAAAAUAGAUUUUUGAAUUUACAGAAAACUGAAAAAAAAAAAUCAUUUUUCUGUGAAUCAGUUGAAAGUUUAGUUUGGUGUCAGGAAUCAUUUGCUUCUAUGAGCCGUUAGGAUGCUGUCUUAUUGCGAUUCACAAUAAAGAAACCUGUCAACCACCAUAAGCGCCCCACCCCAUUUUGGGAGAGAACCUCAGUCAGUAUACAGCUUUAGGAUCAGCCAGCAGACUUUCUCUGAGGGUGGGAUCUGUACCUGUUCUCUGCGUCUGCAAGUCAGCAGAUGUGAGAGGGAUAUGUAAGAACUUUCAAAUAAUGAGUUUUCUGCUUCUGUCGUAAUCAAGCAUUAACCAUUUAGUUCAAGCUAAUACUGACAUUUGAUAAAUGCUCAAAGUAUACAUAGGGUAUGGCCAGCAAUGGCUCAUUUGCAUAAAAGUGACAGAGCCCUUAAACGGCUCAUUCUGAAAGAAACUGAAACUGGGAAGAGUAGUGAUUUUGUUCAAAGAAAGGUCUAAUAUGUCCCCUUUAAACUGAAUGCAUCUGUUUUUAUAGCAUUACCACAGCAUCUAGUUUUCUUACUUUGAUCGGGCUUUUUUUUUGGUUUUGCCUUUUUGAUUUGGAUCUUUGUUGUCUUACUGAUUAAACUGAUUGUAUUUUAGCUUCAGAUCAUAAAGUAAUAAACAGAUCCCAAGGCGUCAAAACACUGUGCUACACUGACCCACUACCACCACCAUGUUUAAAUGUUAUUCUCCUACAGUUACUGUAGUGCCAGCCUUGCAAUGUGAUUGGCUUAGAGAUGUUCUAGGAAUGUUUUUCUUUUUAGAAAAGUGAAAUGAGCACUGAAGUUUCUUUGGUAAAUCAGUUCACUGAUAUUAGUGCUAAUUGUUUACUCGGUCAUCAACACUGUACUGUAAUUAUCUCAGGCUAGAUAGUGUUCAUCUGGAACUUUCAGCCAAUCCUGAGAAAAUUCGCCAAUGUUUAUAGUUUAUGGUAAUGCUCUCGUUUAUAAUUUAUAGAUAAUGGCUUACUAUGGGUCUCUUAGAACUUUAGAAAUUGUUUUAUAACCCAGUCUGGACUGAUAUAUUCUAACAGUACCAUCUUCCCCACCUUAUCUUGUCUAUUUUAUUUUUUAUUUGGUGUUUUAUUUGGUUAAAAACACUGUGGGAAUUAAAUCACUUAAUGGUAAACUUAAGUAUAAGUGAGGUUUAAUACAGAAUGAUGUUUAAUUAGACUUAAUAAAGGGGCAGUUCCUUUUUUUACUUUAAUUGAUUUUUUUAUGUUGAAUUUAUGAAUGUUUCUGAUGAAUACGAAAUGGUGUGAAAUACCAGCGAAAUUAGGUUUUCUUGAUUUUUUAUGCCAUUUUAUGUUCAUAAAUAUACGUUUUUAGAAUAUGUGUUCAGCAUUCUGAACGGAAGUAUUCAGUAUGGUUCAUUCUGAACAAUAAUUUGAAGAUGUAUUAUCAUUAAAUUAAAAAGAAACCUGCACAAAUAAUAAAUCAUACUUUACUCCA